AACUGGUCGAAGCUUGCGGGUAUCUCACGACCUCAAUUAUGUCACGAUCAUCCUCUGAGGGUUCUGGUUAACCCGUAUUCUGCCCAUUUAUACCUGGAGUUCUAUGGAUUGUGGCUUGAAAUCAAUGUCAAUGUCUAUAUGUUGGGACAUGAAGGACGUUCUCAUCCUAAGGUCGGCUUAAUUCAAGAUGCCCGCCAACGAACAAAGAAGUCCGGAGAGUCAUGACGAGUUCAGCCAUUCAAGCUCGACUACCAAACCAAGCAACUCUGCAGCUUCGGAGGAUGUGUAUUUCGAGGAUAUCUUUUCUCGCGAUUCUGGAUAUGACGGCGAUAUUGAGGUGGUGAAACCGUACGCUAUUGAGGAACCAGAGGAUGAAGCUCUUAGGCACGUCCCUAGAUUAGCCAUUUCGCCCGCUCCAAACGAUUCCGAAUCGUGGCAAGGGGAAUUAGUGGAUUCAAUGCAAGAUCUGCACUGCGACUCGGAUCAUCCUGACUGGCGCUGCCGUUCGAGCCACAAGAGAGGAAGGAAGAGGAAAACGCCCACCUUCGGCGCAGGAAAUUCCGCGCCUGGUCGACGACAACUCUAUGAGGUAGCCCCCGAUAUCCAGUACGAGGGACCUAGUGCGAGCCCAAAGAGAUUACGGCGACGAAGCAUGCGCCCCAAAGAAGGCCAAAGAACUCCUCUCUCACCGCGCAGCUCGACUGAAACCGGUUCCCCUGCAAGCCUUAGUCUGAGUCCUCAGUCCACGGAUGCAAGCGGGGCAAGCCCGAGCAAUAAACCUAACGUUAGUGAUGAAAUGGACAUAGAUUGA
Molecule: messenger RNA, 811 nt
Organism: Aspergillus novofumigatus IBT 16806
Lineage: Eukaryota; Fungi; Ascomycota; Eurotiomycetes; Eurotiales; Aspergillaceae
Exons: 1
Coding region: 188-811 (207 amino acids)
Source: RefSeq, a predicted model, not a curated record